AUGGUCAGAGGCCACACCAUAGGGAUCUCUCACUGCUUUCCGGCCGUCACGAUCCGAUUGUACAACUUCACUGGCAAAGGUGACACUGACCCAACAAUUGAUCCAAACUAUGCAGCUGCGUUGAAGAAAAUAUGUAAACCGGGCAAUUUGACUACGAUCGUUGAGACGGAUCCUGGAAGCUCCAAAAAGUUUGACACUGAUUAUUACACUAGGGUGCGUAAAAGAAGAGGACUGUUUCAAUCUGAUGGAGCUCUUCUGUCUGAGACUACAACAAAAGCUUAUGUUCUGAGUCAGAUUUCAAGUGGAUCCACUUUUUUGAAUGACUUUGGACCUGCCAUGGUGAAGAUGGGUCAGAUUGGGGUGCUCACAGACAAGUCUGGUGAAAUCAGGAAACGAUGUGCAUUCAUCAACUAA
Messenger RNA from Ilex paraguariensis (yerba mate), 414 nucleotides. The record is from the annotation of a GenBank genome assembly. NCBI's taxonomy places the organism in Eukaryota, Viridiplantae, Streptophyta, Magnoliopsida, Aquifoliales, Aquifoliaceae.